Lingula anatina is the source of this 6354-nucleotide messenger RNA. RefSeq lists its product as uncharacterized. Gene Ontology annotation, biological process: regulation of transcription by RNA polymerase II; cell differentiation. Gene Ontology annotation, molecular function: DNA-binding transcription factor activity, RNA polymerase II-specific; sequence-specific DNA binding. Lineage: Eukaryota; Metazoa; Brachiopoda; Lingulata; Lingulida; Lingulidae. Gene Ontology annotation, cellular component: nucleus. The record is from RefSeq and is a predicted model, not a curated record.
GGUUGUUUACCUAACUGAAAAGCCUGUUAACCCACUGAGAUAGAAUUCUUUGAAAUGUUUUUUAACCAGAAUCUAAAAAUAACUCGAAGCAGAGUUAUUCACUUUUUAUGAAGGAUACAAAAGUGACAAAAAACACUGUUUACCAGUGGUUUAGGACAACACUCAAAGUAAAUUAAUGUAAAAUGAAAAGUGCCAGAGGAAAGUCCAGAUUCCUUGCAAUGCUAGCUUAAGAGGCUGCACAUUUCAGGUCUCCUAGGUAGUCUUCCUUCUUGAAUGGUCAAGAUGAACAGUUGUCUGAAGACUCAGCCGAGGUGGAGAUGAAAACUCAAAACGAAGAGCAUGAUCAGGGCAGUCUGACCUUUGAUCCGACCCAGACAGUCUUCCUGGACCAAUUCGUUACAGAGGAUGAUGACAUGGCAGACAAGGCAGCUCUGGACCUCAGUAUGAAAAAGCCAUCGCCAAGCAACCACGUAGCUCCGCCCCUUGUUACACCUACCAACCAGGAUAUCUCCACCCAUUGUCAUGGUAACCCUACUAUUGCUAGGGGCAACCAGGUCCACGUGCAACCCAGUUAUAAAGGUGCUUUUAAUGAAAGUCCUCCAGUUAUCCACCUUGGUGCUAGGGCAACUCCAUCAAGUGGGAUGCCAAUUGCAGAUAAUAGAAGUGGAAGUAAUAAUAAUAGUUUAAGCAGGGUAAACAGGACAUCUGAACCAAGACAAGACGCAGCCAAAGGUGUGAUGCAGAUCCCGCCAGGGGCCUUUCAAGAAAAUAAUGAUAUGGCAGCGUCUGGUAACCAUGAAGGAGGAUUUGUCAGGAAUGUGCCACACUCCAAAGAUGGAAAGUGUGCCAGAGUUGCCCCACAGAUUAGAGGGCCAGGUGCAGUUGCCAUGGAAACAGCCCAAGGGGUAACUACGGACUUAACUCAUCAUCUCUUACCAGUGUCAAGCAGGCAGGCCAAGUGGGCUCCCAUUGCCAUUGGAAACCAUCCACAACGAUGGCCAGCUGGUAAUGCCGUUGUCAUGGAAACCAGCCACAGCAUGGUUUCCAUGGAAACCAGUCACAGCAAAGCAGGUCAUGUUGCUAUUGGCCACCAUAGAGGAGGAACUUCUCCCGUAACUUGGCAAAGUACAGGAAGGGUAAACAUGCUCCCAAAAUCUGUAGUGUCCCAACCCAGGUUUGAGCCUAGAUCUCAACAAGAGGGAUCGGAAUCACAAGGUUCAGUUCCGUUUGCAACUGCUGAACCAUACUCGAGCUUGCAUUUAAAUCUGCUGUUUAUUGAUAGGGCAAAGCUGAGUAAUCCUAAAGAUGAAGAAUUGUCUGACGUGUGUGGGUUCGUGUCAGAGGAACUCCAUGAAAACUCGAGUGAAAUUCUACACUAUUACUGCAGCUUCUGCUCUUACAAAACAACCGACCAAGAGACAUUCACGGAACAUAUCCUGGUGCACAUGUUCGUUUGCAAAUACUGUGGCUACCUCACAUAUUCAAGGUUCUUCCACUUGCUACAUCUCCAGCAGUGCCACCCACACCUAGGUUACAAUAUUAAGAAUUAUCGAGUUUGCAAAGUCCAGAUAUCUGCUUCCCCAGAGCAAGAACCACAAGAGGUGGUGGAGCCCAUGCACGAUGGGGGGUUUUAUACAGAUGAAGAUGCAGUUGUUCCUGUGAGGGGUGCUGUUGGAAGGGCAGAAACUCCCAGGGACCACCCUAGGGGUCCUGUUCUGUCUGGUCAUACAAAAUCCAAUACUGCUACUACAAUCCUCAGGGAGCAAAGUUGUCAGACAGAUGACAACAAUGACAGCCGUCAAGAUGAUAAUGACUAUAUUCCCAGGGAGAAUUUUUUGCAUCCUCAUUGGGAAGCUGCUGGCAGUGGUCAACAAAGCAGAAGUUGCUCAACUUCGCCUCUGAGGCCAGUGGGUUCACUGGUCACCUCAUAUCACAGUCACCAAACCACCUCCAACAGGGGGACACCCAUUCUUUCUCCUAGACAAGACAACAGGAUGAAUACUGCCACCAGUAAUAAUGACAAUCUAAAAACGACUUUGAAUAUGUCAGGUGGAAGCAUCAUCCCAAAACAAGAGGGGGGUUUGAGAAGUUGUCAGGGCCAUGCCCCGUUGAGCUCGUUGCCAAGGACACAGUCAUUUCAGACACCUCAGAAUUUCAGUGGAAGAAACAGUACAGGUCAUCAAGAUGGUAAGCUGAAUUUUGUCCAUGGUACUAGGACGGGUUUGGACGAUGAAAGAACACCUAGCAUUGGUAAUGACAAGGAGAGUCGGAUGCAUGAACAGAGAGAUGGCUCUCCCUUUAGUUCAACUAGUGUUCACAUGGUGUACAAGCCUCAGAUUCAGUCAGGUGGUGCUGUUUUAGAAAGUAGGUCACACACAGCCAUCUCCCAGCCAGAAACACGUGCCAUAAGAUAUAUGAACACUGCAACCCAGGAGGACAAGGCAAUGAAACCGUCACCCCCAUUGGCACAUCAAAAUUCUUCCAAAUCUUUCCAACAGGGUCAUGAGAAUGAGAAAGGAUUGCUACUUCCACCUCCUGCCCACUCACAUCCUCCUCCUUGCAGCAGUGUUUCUCAAUCCUUCACCAGUCAACAACGAUCUUCAGCUGUUGUUCAAUCGUCUAUGGCAACAGACCAUAGGGGGCAGUGGUGUCCCACAGCAGCCAUGACAGGACAGGGUUCCAGUUCAGCAGUCCAGCAUCAUCAGGCCAGCUCAGUACAGACAUUCCACCAACACCACCAACAGGGCCUUAGCACUGAUGGAGCUCCUGGUACCAUCAUGAAGAGGGGAGCAGUAGUGUCCAAUACCAGUGGUCAUCUUGCCACAUUUUGCGGUACUAGCCAGCAACAGCAUCAGGUGCCCUCAUACUUGACCCCUGCACUGCCCAGUAGUUCAUCAGCCUCGGGUAGCUAUAGACCUGUGCACACCUUACAACCUCCUCCUCCUCCUAGACCUGCUGCCAUGGCAACGACAAGCACCUUUGUCCCUCGCAUGCCAGGGAUGCCAGUUGGCAUGGUGCCAGUUGUGAACCCAAAGUCGAUACACCCCCCUCCUCAGUUUAGAAUGCGCCACCCACAGCCUCAAGCAGUGACUACUGUUCAUUCUGCAAGUCAGAGCCCAGGGAGUAAAACAGUGCCAAGCACAAACAGUGACAAGAAAAAUGACAUCUCUUCUCCAAUCAAGGUAAAAAAGGAGCCCCAGGAUGUUGUUGAACUUGAGGAUGGUGUAUUGGACUUGUCUAUAAAAGACAAAACUGCUCCUAAGGUGGCUAGCUUCCAGGCUGUAACCACACCUACACUGCCAUCUAGUGGUAGUUCUCAGAAUGUUACACCUAGUGGUAGUUCUCAGAAUGCCACACUGCCAUCUGGUAUGCAUUUCCUUCCAGCUCCAUCUGUGUCAUCAUUUAGUAUGUUACCAGCUCAGGGGGCAAUGUUUCCAUUCCCACAGCAACCAAUGUUGAGAAUGCACCCUUUUAUGGCAGCUCCAGUUAACCCUGCCUACCCCAUGUUACCAGGGAACAUUAACCCUUCGGUACCAGGUACCUUUAACCCUUCACAUCUCAUGAUGCCUGGUCCUAUUAACCCUUCAGUGCCAGCUACCACGCACCCAUCAAUGCCAGGAACUGCUAACCCUUUAUUGCCAGGUUCUUUUAACCCUUCAUUGCCAGGCACUGUUAACCCUUCGGUUCCCACAUUGCCAGGAGUACCUCAGGUCUCACGGAGAACUCUGACAGGGGGGUCUAUCACCCUGGUCCCAGGGUCGGGGCCUGCAUGGACCCCUCAGUCCAGUCCCAGUAAGCCUACUGACAGUGAAAAGGGUCAAACCGAGGAGAAUAUGGAGCAGAGGGACAGACCACAGGCAGAAAAUCCACCAGAGAGACAGACAGAUGGACAAACGGAGCCAAUGGAUCACAACCUGUCGGCUCCAGGACCCCAGGCUGCAGCAGAGGAAGACCCUGCUGUGCAGAAUGCUGCUGAAAUUAUAUUGAAUCUUGGGAAAGACAAAAUGAUGCCAAGACCUGGAGAACAGGUCAGGAAGAGGCCUGGACAGGGGGUGGACAUUGGGCAGUUGGCGGUGAAAAGAAAGAAGGGGAGGAUGAAUUACGAGGAGGAGUUUUACUCUGGGUCAGCCUCACAGAAUAGCUCUCCUGCACCUGAGCAUCGCCAUGACAACAGGAUGUUGUUCCGCAGUUACUCAGAUUCUGGGCAUUUCCGUAACCAAGAUGAUCCACCACCAUUGCUCACACCAGGAACACCUCAGGAGUCUCACCACCCCAAUGAUACCCCUCCUAGAUUAUUCAGUGCCUUAGCCGACCCUGCUACAACUGCCAGGCGAGGUCCUGGACGUCCUCCAAAAUACCUCAGAACUGAAGGUGGCGACAGUGAUCAAGGCAGCCCAGGAGCAGAGGGGAAGAUUUAUGCCAAGAGAGGCCCCAAGCCUGGACAUUGUACAAGGGGACCGCUGUUGUGGCAAUUUAUAAGGGACCUUCUCAAAAACCCCACCUACUGCCCCCGCAUCAUCAAGUGGGAGAACCAGAAAGAUGGCGUUUUUAGAAUCAUCCACUCAGAGGAAGUGGCUAAACUGUGGGGAAGGAAGAAAAGCAAUCCCAUAAUGACCUAUGAAAAUCUGAGCAGGGCUAUCAGGUUUGCACGCACUGCUGGCUAUUUCGCUGAUCUUCCCAAAGAUUCCAAUUACCCCAAGAAGCUUUGCUUUAAGUUUGGCCCAAAGGCUUUUGGCUGGGAGGAAGAACAGCCAACACAGUGGCCCCCAAGCCGGCAGUACAGACGAGCCAUGUCAGAGACUCCAAAUGAAAACUUUCAUUGUGGACCAGCAGCAGCAGCCAUACAGUCCAGUCUUCACCUGCAGGGCUCACCUCAGCAUGGGGCUGGUGUUCCACUGUAUACUAACACCACUCCUGUGGUGGAGCAUCGCGCCACAGCAAUGCCCAUUGCAGCCCAAGGUUCUCCAAAAGAGGGCAGUGGAGUCAGUGAUGGCGGUGGGUAUGAACACCAUGGAUACCCAGUCACCAGUGGUGUUGAGCAUGACUCUGCCCAGCUUAUUUCUAGGGGAACUCUAGGUGAGGGAAGAGUGCCAGAGAUACAUACUAGUAUACACUUGCCUGCGGUUCACCAGAGCUCUGAGACCGGUGAAGGUGUCACAAGGAACCCAGGACAUGACCAGCCUAUGCAAGAUCUCUCCAGCCAAGGGGAGAGCCACCUCAGCCCAAGAGAGAGGGCACAAAACUAUACCGUGUCUACCAUGAGCUCAGGACAGACUAUGCAAACUGCUGAGUCACCAUCGGGCAGCAAUUAUAAAUCUAAUAACUACCUUAGCAACAGCCCUCAGGGUCAAGGUCAGUUUUCCCAAGGUCAUGGUCUUUAUUUGCAAGGUCAUGGUCACUAUUCCCACAGACUGGGUCCUCAAUUCCAAGACCAAAGUCAUUACCAUGAAGAUCAAUGUCAGCAAGGUCAGGUUGAUGGCGAUCACAAAUUUCAAGGUCACACCCAUGAUGAAGGUCACAGUCAAGUUUUGAACAUGUCAACUCAGGAAAGAACAUCCAAAUCGCCAUGUGUAACGGAGAACAUCAGUGUCGCUCUUAAUUUGGCUUCAAGUUCAAGGUCACCCGUCAGGAACUCAACCCAUUUUAAUACUAACCCACAUCAAGCUGAGGACCAAGGCUACGAUGACAGUGUUCAGAAGAGAAAUUCACUUGAAAACACCUCACAAUUGGAUUCAACAGAGAAAAUGGAGGACUCUCAGCAUGGUUCUUCUUUGGAUAAUGCUGAGUCUCUGUCAAAGCUGCGCUUUGAUGCACAGACGAGUACAGAUCCCCUUCCCAUCUUCAGGAUUAAAAAAGAAGUUGAUCCGUGAUCUUUUUCGUUUUUCAUGCCCUGAGUUUCCUCAACUUGUUAUUUUGAUCUUGCCAAUCACUUGGUGAUGGUAGAAUGAUAUACUGAAUCACUGAAAUUCAGGGUCCAGAUUCCCAUAUGAUGGAGUGAGUUAGAGGAAGAGGAUUUAUUAUCAAAGGGACCAAAAAUAUAUCAGUUUUAUUUAUAUUGUUCGAGUAUUUCAUGUGAAGGGGUAAAGCACUUGUUGCUUCUAAAACAAAAUACCAAGGUCCCAAUUAUGUUUGUGAAGUGUUUUAACAGAGAGUUUGUAAUUGUUAGGUUUUGGAUAGUUGAAGAGUGUUUGUUGUGAUGCUUUGUGUGUGUGUGUGUGUGUGUGUGUGUGUGUGUGUGUGUGUGUGUGACAAAUUUGACUAACUGAUCGCUUGAAAAGAAAGCUCCCUACUUAUGCAAAUUGCUCAUAUUCUGCAUUUAGACAGACAGCCACACACUACAUGAAAGAAACUUUG